This is a messenger RNA of Danaus plexippus (monarch butterfly), 1042 nucleotides long. RefSeq names its product chymotrypsin-1-like. Bases 1 to 810 code for a protein of 269 amino acids. Gene Ontology annotation, molecular function: serine-type endopeptidase activity. The record is from RefSeq and is a predicted model, not a curated record. The transcript has 6 exons. Lineage: Eukaryota; Metazoa; Arthropoda; Insecta; Lepidoptera; Nymphalidae. Gene Ontology annotation, biological process: proteolysis.
AUGGCCGAGCGGUCUAAGGCGCUGCGUUCAGUACGAUCAUCACUGUUUUCAUCUGAUGAUAAGAAGAACGACUGGGAGAGGAUCGUGGGGGGAACCAAGGCCCCUAACGGCUCCGUGCCUUACCAGGUGUCUCUACGAAUUUGGGGGGUUCGUCAUUUCUGUGGGGCCUCCCUCAUAGCCCCGAGGGUAAUACUAACAGCUGCGCAUUGUGUCGAUGGUUUAAAACCCCAGUACUUUCAAGCCAUAGUGGGGACUAACCAGCUCCUAGCGGGCGGCACCGCUUACACCAUCCGUAAGGUCGUAAGGCAUAAAGAGUAUGACGAAGAAAUAAUUGUCAACGAUAUAGCUAUCAUUUUUACUGAUAAGGAAGUAGAAUUCAAUGAUAAAGUAGAUGCUAUUGAGUUGAAUGAUGAGCCAGUAGACGCGGGUGAAGAAUUACUCUUGACAGGAUGGGGUACUACAUCUUAUCCCGGGCAUCUCCCCAACGAUUUAAUGCAAUUACAACUAAAGGCGGUUUCCUACGAAGACUGUAAAGAGGCACAUAACUCAACUAACGCUGUGUUCGAAACAGAAAUAUGUGCAAUGACAAAAUCUGGAGAAGGAGCCUGUCAUGGUGACUCCGGCGGUCCGUUGGUGCGUGAAGGUCGCCAAGUGGGUAUCGUGUCAUGGGGCAUUCCCUGCGCUAGAGGGAAACCGGAUGUUUACACGAAGGUGGAAUCCUAUAUGGCGUGGAUAGAACAGGUUCUGAAUGAGGACGAUGAAGACCACCUCCACUUCAUACAAGGACACAGUCGCAAAAACAGACAUUAACAAUAUAGACAGUACAUUAACAUUACAAGUGACACAUAAUGAACGGGAUUGAUAGGACAGCAAUUGAUUUACUUUAUGAUGGACUCAAGAAGACUCAAACGUUACAAAUGUUCUAAACACUUCUUGAAUAAUUAAAAAAAUAAUACUUUUUGAAGAUUUAAUUGUGGCUUGUUAAUAAGAUUUUGUCUAAAUUGUCAUAUCAAUUACCGAGGCUCACUUUAAUACAAUCAGU